Molecule: messenger RNA, 3859 nt
Organism: Mytilus trossulus (common blue mussel)
Lineage: Eukaryota; Metazoa; Mollusca; Bivalvia; Mytilida; Mytilidae
Product: mitochondrial glutamate carrier 1-like
Exons: 11
Coding region: 167-1114 (315 amino acids)
Biological process (GO): malate-aspartate shuttle; L-glutamate transmembrane transport; aspartate transmembrane transport
Molecular function (GO): L-aspartate transmembrane transporter activity; L-glutamate transmembrane transporter activity
Source: RefSeq, a predicted model, not a curated record
CAUCUUUAUCUGUUUUGGACCCAGGAGAAGGACUAAAUCUUUUUUGCAAUAAUAACAAGAGAAUAUCAUUGUCUGAAUAUCGAUACUUUAUAACUUAGUGUUCUUUUCUUAUACAGUAGAUAGAGUCUGCUGUUUUCCUUAGAAUAAGGUACUGCAUUUUUGUAUCAUGACAACAAGGCCUGCAGGAAAUGAAUUUAAUUUAGGUGUAAAGUUUGGUAAUGCUGCUGUGGCUGGUAUUACUGGUGUCACAAUAAACUUUCCAGUAGAUCUUUGUAAGACUAGGCUUCAGAAUGCAGAAACAGGGCCAAAUGGGGAGAAAAUUUACAAAAGCUUGUUGGAUUGUGCCAAGAAGACUUAUAAAGCAGAAGGUUUCUUUGGAAUGUACAGAGGAUGGGCAGUGAAUACACUUCUAAUUACUCCAGAGAAAUGCAUAAAGUUGGGUUUAAAUGACCUGUUCUGCCACCAUUUUGGAGGUAAAGAUGGUACUCUCCAAUGGUAUGGGCGUUUGAGUGCUGGUGGCCUGGCAGGUGCCUGUCAGAUUAUAGUAACUACACCCAUGGAAUUGUUAAAGAUACAACUUCAAGAUGCUGGCAGGAGUGGGGUAGCAUUAAAUGCUGAUGGUACAGUUGCUAAGAAGACUGCAUUGGGAAUAAGUAAACAGUUAUACGCUGAGCGUGGAUUCUUGGGACUGUAUAAAGGAUUUAGACCAACCUUCUUGAGAGAUGUUAUUUUUUCAACCGUUUACUUCCCUUUAGUUUCUUAUUUAAAUGAUUGGAUGAUCAAGAUGUUAGGACACAAAGAAAAUGAAAAAAAGAUAUAUGUUAGUUUUUCAUCAGCAUUUAUAUCUGGAGCAGUUGCUUCCCUCUCAGUUAACCCAUUUGAUGUUGUAAAGACAAGAUUACAGACUCUUACAAAAGGAAAGAAUGAAAAAACUUAUGCUGGCAUAACUGAUUGUUUUAGGAAAAUAUACAUGACUGAGGGAUGGACAGCUUUCUACAAAGGUGGCACCAGUAGGAUUAUAGCUAUUGCCAUUUUGUUUGGUGUGGCACAGACAGUCUAUUGGCUGGAACCAGUAGAGCAUACAAUAAAACUCUAUACCAAGUACAGAUCUUAACCUUCAAGAAAAAACAUUUAGGCACAAUUCUACUACAACAAUUUAUAUUUGAUUUCUAAGUGUGGAAAGAAAAAUUAAAAACAAAAGUGUGUAUUGUACAUAAUUAUGUAUUUAUCUUUACUAGGUCUGAUUAUUAUUUCUUUUAUAAUAGAAGUUUGAUAUAGAUUUUUUAGAAAUUUUUUAAAAGAAUUUGUGUAUUUUUUAUACAAUAUUUUGCUUUUCAAGACUUUCAGAAUUAGUCGAAAGUAAAUGUCAAAGAAUUACAAAAGAGUCCAUAGCCAAAGUGAUUAAUGAAUUUUCAAUUGUAAGAAGAUAUUUUUAUUACCUUACCUUGCCUAGAAGGACAAUGUGUGCUAUUGUCAUUUCGGCAUUUAUCUGUUGCCUUCGGUCCAAUUUGUCCAUUUCAAAUCAAAAUUACCUCUCUUACUAAAACUUUUCUUAAAAGUUAUUUCAGCAAUGUCCUAUUUUUUUUUUUUAGUGAAGUAAAUGGUACUAUGAACGAAAGAAACCUUUGUCAUAUGCUUAAAUUAUAAUUUAUGAGGAAUACAUGCUCCAUUUAGUCUCUAAUUUUAUUGAGUUUAGAUAGGCAGCUUUCUUAGAUUUGCCAAAAUAUUAGUAUGAGAGUUUAUGUUAUUAAUUAAAACCAAAUUCAAAUAUAUACACCUUAGAAUAAACUUUAUUUCCUCUGCUACUCCAACAUUUGUUUUUCACUGUUCGGAUAUAUUUAUUAAAUUAGAAAAGGAAACUCUUGUCUGCUCAUCAAUGUUUAAGUUAAAACUGUGUCUCAGGUGACUAGUCUCCCUUUAGUGACUGUCGUCAUAUAUCAAUCAAAUUUUAAAAAUAUGUAAACUUUAACUUGUUUUGAAUGUUUGUGUCAGUGUUUAUUUUCUACAAAACUACUGCUGCAGGAAAUAUGUAGGAAAAUAAUUAAAAUGUAAAAAGGGAGUUAACUCUAGAUUUUUUAGUUCCCUUUCCCAUACAUUCCAGUAUUAAGUUAUGCAGAUAUUGUCCUCACUGCUUGUAUUUUAUAUGUUUACAGAGUGUGAUAAGUGGUUGAUAGUAUUGUUAUUAUUUAUACUUUUUAAACUCCACUAAAAGAUUGAACCAUUGUAUGGCAUUCUGAAAUAAAUUGCAAUUCUAUACACUAUAUGAUUUUUGAAGCUAGUCUCAAAGAAAUAAAAUCCUCAUAUUUGAAACCAGGGAUUUGUUUUUAUUUUGUAAAAGUUGAUAACACAUAUACUUAUAUUUUCUGUUUUGUUUAUAAUGUUUGUUUAAUAUUUCAUACUCUUUUUUUACAUCUUAUAAAAAUUGAAAUUCAAUUUAUGUGCCAUAAAGAAGUUAAAACUCAUAAAAUUUAGUCAAUUGAGUAAUUGAUGCAUUAUAGAUUUUAUGAUUAUGAUAUCAAAUUACAUGUGCUGAUUUAUAGUGAUUGUUGACAAUAACCAUAUAGUACGGAUUGAAUGCAAAUUGUGAUACCAAAUGUACUGUUAAGUCAAUAUAUAUUUUUUCAGGUGAUAAAACUAACAAAGAUUUGUAAUUUGUAAUUUUUCAAUUGAAUAACUUUAAAUUCUUAUAUUUAUUGAGUCCUUCCAAUGAAAAUUUAUCGAAACCAAAAGAAAAAAGCAAAUUUACCUGACAAUCAUUUUUACAACCUUUUGAUGUGAGAAAUAUAAAUUAAGUCUUCUACUUCUACAAUAUUAAAAUCCAGAAACAUCAUUUUCCUUCCGCUUAUUCUGCACUUAUCUUGAUAUAUUUUUUUUAAAUAAAUGAUAAAUUUCUUUAUUUCUGGUAAAGUAAAAUCUGUAAAGAUUAAAAGUCACUUGCCUUUAAAUGAAAUAUAUGUGUGUGUUUGAAUUUUUGCAUCAUUUUGGUUUCUCAUCAGCAUUUGAUUUUUUAGUUUUUGUAAAAUGUGAUAUUCAUGUAAAUGGUAUAAUGAUCAUGAUUAAAUUGUUAUCUAAUAGCCAAAAAUGAUUUCUUUUCACUUUUCUGAAAAACUGCUGUGUAUUUGUUUAUAUUUUAUUUGUAUAUUAUAAGUUUAAUUAGUAGUAUGUAUAUUAUUAAUUAGUUCUAAGUCAAAUUAUUAUUUGUGUUACUAGUCUGUACUUAUAUUAGUGUCAUAAGUUUAUGUCAUGUUUUUUGGGGUGGGUAUUUUUUUUUUGUUAUUUUUGUGUGUGGUGUACCACAUCUGUUUAAACACAUAUGGAUCAUUAUUGUUGUAUCAAAUCUUUACAUGGGGUGUUGUGAUAAUUUAAGAGCAUGGCCACUUGAAAUUUCACUAUAUAAUAUUUUAUGAAAAUUACUGUAUUUUACUCUAGGGAUGCACUAACCACCAUAGUCCGAGAUUACUUUGACGUCCAAUGGCUGUUUUGCCAGACAAGGUUGGGCCGUGGGACGUCAGAGCUCUUCCCAUAUCAAAAAGUGAGAAUUUAUAGUAAGAUAUAUAAAGCAAUGCAUUUGUCCAUGAUUUUUUUUUGUAGAGCUUAUUACAAUCAUUUACUUAACCUUAUGAAUAUAAAUGAAUUAAAGGAAAAUCUGCAUUUAGUCAAUAACCUGAUGACCUCAUUGAUUACUAUAAUAUGACUUUGCAUAUUAGUUUUUUCCCCAGAAUAUCCUUAAGCAAUAUGCAAUUAAAAUAUUUUGGGAAUGGUGAAACCAUAAUUUGAUAACUUGAUAAAUUACAAAUUUGUAUUUACAUUAUUUGGUCAUCAUGAUGAAACUAUAAAAUAAAGUAUCAAUGAAAUAGUA